Salvelinus fontinalis (brook trout) is the source of this 1743-nucleotide messenger RNA. Its product is annotated as DENN domain-containing protein 10-like. Gene Ontology annotation, molecular function: small GTPase binding; guanyl-nucleotide exchange factor activity. The record is from RefSeq and is a predicted model, not a curated record. Gene Ontology annotation, cellular component: late endosome. The transcript is spliced from 10 exons. Gene Ontology annotation, biological process: regulation of early endosome to late endosome transport; protein transport. The coding region runs from base 262 to 1317 and encodes 351 amino acids. NCBI's taxonomy places the organism in Eukaryota, Metazoa, Chordata, Actinopteri, Salmoniformes, Salmonidae.
UAGAAAAUGUUCCGUAUGAUCACAUGACCUCAAUUGCGAUAGGUUCACAAUGCUUGUGUGUUUUGAAAGCAUCAAUGUUAGCUAAUCAUUUAUACAUUUUGUAGAUUCGCUAAAUCCACACGAUAAUAAUCGCAGAUUUGGACCAGACACACGUCAGCAACAGCUAGCUGUUCGUUGGGUGAAAGUACUUCCUUGCCCAAGACAAGCUGUCAUGAGUCCCUAAUUGUCAACUUCCACAGUACAAUAGAAUUGUGAUGGGAUAUGGCGGCACCAGAAACUCAGCUCAUGUUAAGCGUUGGAUUAAUUGAGAAAGAUGUGAAUGCAGACACCUUGUGGGUGUGGUGCUAUCCCUCAGUCAGUGCUGAGCUCCGGGAGGUCCUGCUCAGUAAGUGCUGUCUCAGACAGGACAGCCGAGGCUUGCACACUUUUGUGUUUGGCCAGUUCCGCCGUACCUGGUACUACAUAUCCACUGUAGAGGUGCAGGAACCAACCGCCCUAAAGAAGGUCACACAUUUUUCAACAGUUGUCACAGCAAAGGACUUCAACCCUGAGAAGUAUGCAGCAUUCAGUCGAGUACUAUGCAGGAUGUACAUCAAACAUGGGAGCCCUGUGAAAAUGAUGGAGGGCUACAUUGCAGUCCUCACCAAAGGCAUCUGCCAGAGUGACGAGAAUGGCUCCUUUCUCAUCAAGGACUACGAUGUCAGGAAGGCCUACUUAGCAGGCUCAGUGAAAGAUGUGGUGUCCCAGUUUGGGAUGGAGACCAUCAUCCUGUACACAGCCCUUAUGCUAAAGAAGAGGAUCGUGGUCCAUCACCCUCAGGUUGAAGCACUGUUGGAGUUCACAAGAGCUCUUCCAGCUCUGACAUGGCACAGGAAAGACUGGUCCAUUUUGCACCCUUAUGUCCACCUGACUGACAGUGAGCUUGAGAAUCUCAGGACGUGCACUGGAUACGUCGCAGGAUUUGUUGAUCCAGAAGUGAGCAACAGAUCGGAUUUGUUUGACGUAUAUGUGAACCUCCCAGAUAGUGAGAUUACUAUAUCCCAGAGUGCCAAAGAGGCCAUGUCUAUGGGAAAGCUGCACAAAGACAUUGGGCUCGUCAUUGUCCAGUCUGCAGAGAAUGCUGAUAGAACAGAUGGGCAGAUUAUCAAGGACAUUUCCAUAAAGACGAGGGAGAUCCUUGCUAACUUGGCGUCAUUAGCCGAGGAAUGUGAGAACUCUAAAAUCACCCUGGAGACCUUAAAGCAGCGCCACUUCCCGCCUGCUACGGAGAACUUCCUGUUCCACUUGGCAGCUGCUGAGCAGCUCCUCAAGAUAUGACCCUUGAUCUCCUACAUCAUGUAACAUGCCAUGCGGUGUGAGGACACUGAAUAUUAGCAUAGGCAUUCAUCUAUGUAAUUAUACAUACAGUGGCAUGUUAAGGAGAAUGGGAAGAACUCAGGUGUUAGGUAGCGCACACAAUUGCAUUCCUGACUCUUAACAAUACUAACAAAGCCUACUUUUUACAAUGUAACAGACACAUGAGAUAUACAGACAUUGUCUUGUUUUGACAAUAAUACAAUAACAGCAUUUACAUAGCAUUCCAUAGUUCAGCAGUUCAAUAGUUUAUCUUAAGACCGUUAACAGAUUAAUUUGAGUUCUCAAGAACCUUGAUUUAGCAUGUUUUAUAUUUCAGAAUUAAAGAAAGAUCUAUGUGAAAUAUGUAUACUGAACAAAAAUAUACAAUAAAUGUGACAAUUUCAAAGA